GUGGUGGUGUUUCAAUUUGUCUCAUCGAACGCGCUUUCCGCAUGUUCGCUUUUCUUCGGUAUUUGUUAACCCUAAGAACUGGAUUGGCCGUUAGCCUAGUGACCCCUUUAUCUCGUGAUCAUGUAGAUUGAAAAACGACUUAUUAACCAUUUUAUUCCUUUCCGAUAAAAUGAGUGCUCAGCCGUUUGAUAUGAGGUUCGCAACGUACAGCCCGGUACGUAUUACGCUGUAUCCAUUUCUUUAUUUUCGGACUCACCCUUUGGCACGCUGACUACGCUUGGCUGGUCUCGAACCGUAUUACUCACCAUCGGAUAUCAUAUCCCCAUGCUACGCCGAAUCUCAAAAGUCGCAAUGGCACAAGAUCGCACACAGUCUCUAUUGACGGCACGCGUUCGUCCUGGUUCGUUUUACCCUCGCUCAUCAAUGACGCCAUCUGGAUUGGUCGAACCUCGCCAGACCGGAUUGGUUUUGGGACAUUUGCCAGUUCCCCCGAUUCGUCACAUCCGCAUCAUGGGCAACGGAAGUACUGAUCAGCAAGAUCGAGACUACCAGGUGGUUAGUUAUGGCGAUUUGCAAAACCUCUUACCUGAACCGAAACCAAGUGGCCGUAUUGAAGUCGGUCUUUUACCCGAUGGAAGGGCAUAUGCCCCUAAAACGGCUUCUCGUGAACAAUACUUGUUGUUUCCAACAAAGCUCAGUUAUAUUCUUUAUUUUACUCACUACUAUUUCUCCCUCGAAAAUCUCAGCAAAGAUUCCACGCUUCUCAGUAUGUUAAUCGAUCGGCGUACCAUACCUUUGGACAAGUUGAUACAAGCCCCUCGAUUGAGCGCUGUCAAUACAACGCAGGAUGAAGCAGCACAGGCUUUGGUCGGAAGCAACAUCGUUUGCAUCGAGGACAUGGGUAAUGGCGUGCGUGGUGUCUCUCGACGCGAUAAGUUUCCCUCGGAGGAACCUUCGUUGCCCUAUGAUCGACAUGCUGAAUCGGAUUCUCCAUCAAAGCCAUUUGUGCCUUCGACUGUUCAUCCCAUCACAACUGAAAUUGGGGAAAUUGAGCAAGACGCCCAUAACAUUAUUCAACAUGAUGCUACUUUUGACUUGAAACUUAACUCCCGUAGUAGUUUACCCAUGGUCAGUUUCCAGGCUUCUUUCGACUCCCAAAGCACCAAUCGGUCGGUUUCUUCAGCAUCCGAGCCGAUGACUACAUUAGUCUUCAGUGCUGCUUCAAGUUGUGUGCCUUCAAGCAGUCGAUCCCCGGUUUCUCCGCCACUCACCGUAAAUACUUCUGAGAGUUCAUCCUGUGCAACCGUGCUUCCAAGUGUUUCUUUGGGUUGUAACCGCUUUGCUGUUGCAGGCUGGUCACAUGCGCAACCUGCUGUAUUUAGUGGGAGCCAACCUGAUGGAACGCAGCCAUCAGCCUUGGAAACUAGUGGCCCUACUUACAACACAUCCAUCCCCGGUCCCCAUAGUUAUCCGUCGGGAGCCCAUUUGAGCUCGUUAUCUGCCUCCGAAAUGUCACAGAUGUCUUUUUUGCCACUUAGACAGCCGCCCGUCUUUGGUCAGUAUGUUAUGAACCAAACAUGUUCUACUCCCUUUACUUAUCCACCUGCUCUAGCCCAGGUGUCUUCAGCAGGCACUCCGUUAAAUCUUGCUAUCGCAGCUUCCAUGGCCAAUCAACAUCAUCCCAUUGUGUCCGUUUCCCCUUUCAACAGCACUAUGCUUGGCUGUCCAUCCCACUUCGGCCCGCACCAGGCCAAUGCUGCUUUGACUGCGGCUUACAUGGCUGUUGCGCAGCAGCAACAACAACAAGCUGCUUAUCUCCAUGCCACUUUACCUCCCGGUGUCCACCAGCACCUCCAUCCUUUUCAUUCGACAACUCCAGCACAACCACCAACCUUUCCUUUUUAUUACUCCACGCAACCGAUCCAUCUCCCCGUCCAGUUUCCGCGUCACUCUGUUCAGCGUCCCACGUACCCCCUGCAGGCUUACCCAUACUAUCCGACUUUGUUGCACAAUCAAAUUGCGGUUGCUCCUGAGGUGACCGGUCCGUUGGGUAAGCCCGAGACCAGUGGACAGUUUGUCACUGCCGGAAACUCACCUCAAGUGCCUACCAGCAUCAGUUAUCCAAUACUUUUGCAACAGCAGAUUCAGCUCCCUCAUGCUAACCCGUUGGAUUCUAGGCUAGUUGCGGCUGCUGCCGACUUGCAUCUCCAGCGUCCUACGUCUGUGCGUCACUGCGUGAAUGCUUUCGGAUUAGCGCCAUCAUCGAUGCUCCUUACCAACCAACCAACAGGCAGUGCAAACAAUUUUACAAUACCGGAAGCUUCCCACGCUUACGAUCCCGACACUGGAACAAACGUCGCCAAUGAGAUUGAGUUGUCAAGAGGUUUGCAUACCAUGAAUCUACAUGAUGAAAGAUCUGGUUUAAGCGCACCAAACACCGCGGUAACUUAUUUACCCUCAUCUGGUAGCGGAAUGUUCAGCGCCCCGACUACAGCCCUUUGCGAUGAUGCUCCAGACGAUGGGAUUACGACUACCAAUUCUGUGCAUGGUAUUUCGUGUGAAGAUUCCGAAGAUUCCGCGAGUUCUGGUAUUGGUGAAAUGAAUUCAGCAUGUAGUAGCAGCACAAGUAAUGCACGAACGACCUCUUCACGUACCUUAACUGAUAACGCUAUCGACGCAGAUAUGUAUACUCCCUUUAACGUUUGCAGACACCGCUUCCCUACUGGCUGUGUGCCGGAGCCUGGUUCUAAAACGUGAACUGCGAACAAUCUCUCUACCCGUCACCCAUCCUUGCACAUCCUGCUGUCCUCCUAACAGACGGUGUCCUCAUCAUCACACUCUCCGGCCACCAGGUGCACACAUCACACGAGGCCCUCGCUGGACACUCGAAUCAAUUUCACUACCGCUCGGUCAUGCUUCGCUUGGAUAACGGUAGCGAUGGAGUUAUUCUACUUGUGAAUGCACGUAAACUUAAAGGAAAACACAACGCAGGGCAAAUGCUGUGGUUCGGCGUUUACUUUUUAUGAGUUCUCCUGCCCCAAACGCGUUAUUAUUAUUAUUAUUCGCUUUUCACAGCGUGUGGUUCAUUUCAUUCUGAUUCACCCGCCGUUUAUCAAGUGUGAACCUUUUUACUGAAAGAUUCUGUGAUAUGACUUCAUCCAACUAUGUAUGUGCUUAAUAUCUUUGGCUAUUUUGAUUUGUUCCUGCACUGGUUUUAAGCCUUUUCCAAUCCCUUCGUUCAGAUUUGCUGUCUGAUGCUCCCACAUUGCGUGCGCGUAGACAGCUUUGAACAGACGAAGCGCACUUUUAUUUGCCUUUUUUAGGCUUCACUCUUGCAUUGUUGGACCUCUUUAAACUAUUGGCACCACUAGUGUCCUGGACAUCGUAUUUACAUGCAGUCGACCUUUCUCUGUAAUUCUAGUUACUUUUUCAAUUCAACAUUUAUUAGGCUUUACUAGUCACUAUUCAGUAUUCCCUUUACUUCGCCCCUUUCUACCUCUGCGAUUGCCCUCCUGUCACCAAGAUCAAAGCGCCUUAUGUACCAUUAUCUCGUAUGUUGUCAUCUGGGACUCCGUUCAUUAAGGUGGAGCUAGUUGCUACUGCACCUUUCCCAGCGCCGCCAGUAAAUCCUGCCUCUUCUACCUUGGUCCAUUAUCACUUUACAUUUCAUUUCAAGUGGCAGCACUUAUGCUGUUCACCACAGUGUGGCGCCACCAACUACUUAGUAGGUUUUUCCAAGAAUACGUAUUCGCCUAGAUCUUCCAUUUUUGAACUCCUGACUUGUGCUCCGAGCAGUUUGUGGUACAGAAGAACUUGUCAUUUACAAUUUCAUACUAAACUGAAUUUUUUGAACCUCCAUCAAACGGGGGACGAAUGCAUGCGAUUGCAGCGUGCCUCGUUCUUCUCUUACAGAGAAUAUUGCUUUUUAAAAGCAUCUCGAUCAAGUAUUUUGAUUAACUGACUAGUGUGGUGAAUAAAAGAGCGUUUGCUGACACAUGGACUUUUAUUGCUGACCCGAUAUGCUCUUUUUAUCGGUCGUGUAACUUACUUUAGCUCGGAAGAUUCCGUUAUUGUUACGUCUCCUGGAGUUAGAACCGAACAGCCUCAAGUGCAUGAAGCGAACAUCGCCGAAAUAGGUCUGUUGACACAGUGUACACAAGACCGGAUGAAGUAGGUGAAGCCGCACAAAAAUCACAGUCCAAAACAAGUCCCGAAUCACGGCUACUUUGC
Messenger RNA from Dicrocoelium dendriticum, 4230 nucleotides. The record is from the annotation of a GenBank genome assembly. Lineage: Eukaryota; Metazoa; Platyhelminthes; Trematoda; Plagiorchiida; Dicrocoeliidae.